This is a messenger RNA of Sinocyclocheilus grahami, 310 nucleotides long. RefSeq names its product mesothelin-like protein. Gene Ontology annotation, biological process: cell-matrix adhesion. The transcript is spliced from 2 exons. The annotation marks the transcript as partial. NCBI's taxonomy places the organism in Eukaryota, Metazoa, Chordata, Actinopteri, Cypriniformes, Cyprinidae. The record is from RefSeq and is a predicted model, not a curated record. Gene Ontology annotation, cellular component: cell surface.
GGUAUUUCGGGUCAAAGGCUAAGCAAGGAUCACGUGGAGGUUCUGGGUAACCUGACCUGCACACUCGACCCCGUCUACAUCCAAAACUCUGAUCCAGCCAUCAUUGAGAGCCUGAAGAACUGCCACGAUCUGUCCGACGCUCAGAUCAGCGCUGUGCAAUCGCUGCUGCUCUCAGGAGAAACUGUCUAUGGGAGCUCUUCUGCUUGGGAUCAGCAGACGCUGGAGCGCCUCGACCUCAUGCCGCUGUACUUCACUGACGACUUCUGGAGCCACUUCAGUGCUGUACGGACGCUUAUUCUCUAUUGAGCUC